AAUAAAUCAUAAACAUUGCUCAGUUGUGGCAACAUUCUUAUAACUGUUGUCGGUUAUUCUUUAACUCAAAAUGACCUACUGGAAAGAACUACGUUGGCUUAAUGCUUUCGGGUGGUGGCCAUUAUAUGAAAAAAAUCCCAAAAUAAGAAAGCUUUACAGAUAUUAUGGCUAUGCACUCUUCAUAUCUGAUUUUAUCCAAGUUGGGCCAGAAUACAUUGCCCUUUUUGUCCGAAUGAGGGAAGGCAGUUUUAGGAAGACAAUUUUAAACCUUAAUACAACACUAGCCGGGACAACUUGUGCCAUAAAACUGUUGCAUUUAUUCCACCAAGAAAAUCGGAUUGCAAAUAUCAUAGAUGAAAUUGACGAAUUGGAGGACCGUGGCAGUUCAGAAAUCGGAGACAAGAUUGAACACAUCAAAAAACCGAUUGAGAGGAGAAAAUCUAUAACAUGGAACAUAGUGCAGACAUUUGUCGUAUUCUCAUUACACUGGUUGGUGACACCGAUCUUAAUGGGUUUGCAAGGGGUCAAGCGCCCUAUCAUAGAUUCUUGGACUCCAUGGACACAGGAAACUUGGUCGGGCUGGGCUUUGACUCUGGGAUUUCAGUCAGUUCAUGUUUUCACAGCAAUAGUCGGUUUGUUUAUGACAAACUGUCUUUACAUUUCAAUCUUAGAAAGCAUUUUACUCAACUUCAACAUUCUCCAUCAAAUGUUGUUAGAUUUGGACUUUGAAAAAAAUACAUCAAAAUUUGGAGAUUAUAUUACAUAUCAUCAAAAUCUUUUGAGGGUGACCAAAGAAGUGAAUAAUAUAUUCGGCAGGGUUCAGCAGAUGCAGUGUAUAACGGUGAUUGCUAUAUCCUGUUUCAGCGUUAUUGAAAUAAAUGAGAAUACGCCUGUCAACAGACUUCUCAACCUGAUUGAGUUGGUCUCUAGCGUCUUGUUUUUCUUCUUGUUGGACUGUUAUUUGAGCCAGAGCGUCAGCGAGGCCUCUUCCAAUGUUGCGAGAUGCGCUUAUCAGAACAACUGGUAUUUGGCUUCCUUCAAGGACAGAAAAGCUUUAAAACUUAUGCACGAACGUUCGAAAAAGCCCCAGAUGUUCGGCGGUUUUAUAAUUAUUGAGUUGAACACAUUUAUCACGGUAAUAAAGUCAGCCUUCUCGUAUUACAACUUUCUGAAAGCGAUUGAUAUGAAGACAUAGGAUAUGCCCUGGAUCAUAUGAUUUAUAUUGUCUCUUAGUCAAUCACUUAGUGAUAUAUAAUAAAUAGAUGCUGGUGGAAUUCCCAUGAAUAAAUGAAAAUCGCAAAUUGUGUCAGUUUUCAGAAAUAUCCGCCAUUUUUUUCAAAUAUUUUGUGGCCAUUUUUAUUUACUUUAUCAAAUCUUGCAUCAAGCCUA
Messenger RNA from Cimex lectularius (bed bug), 1389 nucleotides. RefSeq names its product odorant receptor 85c-like. Gene Ontology annotation, molecular function: odorant binding; olfactory receptor activity. NCBI's taxonomy places the organism in Eukaryota, Metazoa, Arthropoda, Insecta, Hemiptera, Cimicidae. Gene Ontology annotation, biological process: sensory perception of smell; detection of chemical stimulus involved in sensory perception of smell. Gene Ontology annotation, cellular component: plasma membrane. The transcript is spliced from 7 exons. The coding region runs from base 71 to 1195 and encodes 374 amino acids. The record is from RefSeq and is a predicted model, not a curated record.